ACAGACAGAGGAACUGAGCUGUGUGAAUGGACGAGGGACGUAGAGGGAGAAGGGCUUCUGUUCCCUAACUAAAUCCGGAAAAAACAAGCCAGUCGGAUUAGCUCCCUGUUCGUGCUAACAUGGCCCUGCCCUCUGUGAUGGUGUUGCCCCUGCUGAUUGUCGUGGCAGCGGGGUUAUACUACAUCUACAAUGAAGUCAUGCAGUUCAUGUCCAAGUCCUUAGUGCGGAACAAAGUAAUGGUGAUCACUGAUGCUGUGUCUGGGGUGGGAACAGAGUGUGCCCAUCUCUUCCAUAAAGGCGGUGCCAGGCUUAUCCUGUGUGGGACUAGCUGGGAUAAACUGGAGUCUCUGUAUAACUAUCUGACUGAUGAUGCUGACCCCAGAGAGACAUUUGCCCCAAAGCUGGUGAUACUGGACUUCAGCGAUAUGGGUAUGGAGGACGUGGUGGCUGAGGUGUUGGAGUGUUACGGCUGUGUGGAUGUGUUGAUCUGCAACAGUAGCAUGAAGCUGAAGUCCCCGGUGCAAAGUGUCUCCCUAGAACUGGACAGAAACGUCAUGGACAUUAACUACUUCGGCCCCAGCACUCUGGCCAAAGGUGUUCUUCCAACAAUGAUCUCAAGAAGAUCGGGGCAUAUUGUGCUGAUUAAUAGCAUCCAGGGAAGACUGGCUGUCCCAUUCAGAAGUUCAUAUGCUGCAUCAAAGCAUGCGGUGCAGGCCUUCUUCGACUGCCUCCGGGCUGAAGUGGAGGAGUAUGGGAUAGUCGUCAGCACCAUCAGUCAUACUUUUAUCAAUGCCUCCGACUCACCGCUAGCGGAGGGGCCCGCCCCUAAACCAAACAUCCUGGCUGCAUUUAUCACCAGCCAGUUGAUCCAUGGUGUAAGCCCGUCAGUCCUUGCCAAUGAGAUUAUGCAAACGGUGAACAGGAAGAGGAAGGAGGUUAUGCUGGCCCACCCCAUCCCCAGGGUGGCCCUCUACCUCCGCUUCCUCCUCCCCUCAUUCCUCUUUGCUGUGCUGGCUGCUGAAGUGAAGGACUCGGUCCUGGAUGAGUAGAUGCGGUCGGAGAAAAUCUGAAAAGAGAUGUGAAGUAAAGAUUGUUUGGAAAUGGUAGAUAUGUAAUAGUAUGUGCUUGGCACACAGCUGCAUCACCACUUGGCAAAGCAGGCAACUACCCCUAGGGGCCCCGGCCCCUUGCUUCAGGUUCAUCAUAUGGCAAUUACUUUGUGGUCGUUUAGUUUAGUUAUAAUCCUUCAGACUUUCAUAAAAUCAAACCCUGUUUUCAUAAUAUUUGUGAUCUUACAUGUUUAUAUACUGUGACGUUUCUAUAUAUUUUUUUAUUGUGAAUGGUGCAGUCUGACAUUUCCAUGUUUCAUUUAUGUAAGCUAAGCAGGCCAUAUGGAUUUGAAUCCUAUAAGUAACUAAAUAACUAUUUGUAAAAUGUACUCUCUUCACCAAUCUGAAUCUGAAUUAUUUUUCAAAAAGACAAUCUAAACUUCCAUUUGAAUGUAUAGAUCCAGUAUUCUAUGUUUAAUAUGUGUUUAACACACACUCAGGUAAAGCUGUAGCUGAUUUCAAUUGGGAAUGUCUUUCUCUGUAUGUCCUCUAGGUGGCAGCCACAUAUUGUCAUUGAUACUGUCUGACUCAUGACGCUGAAGAGACCUUCUCUCACAAUCAAUUGUUAAUGUGGGUUAAAGUGUCACCAUAUCUUCUGUUUUGAAAUAUCAAUUAACUCUCCUAAUUUGUCAACAAUAUCAUGUUGAAAAUAACUGAUGAAAAGACAUGAAAUGAUGAACUCCUGCUCGUUUAAUUGCUUGUGCAUUGCAAUGGAAGGAAAAAAUUAAAGCGUUCUAGAAAUUAAUUAUUUCUCUACAACAAAUGCUGUAUAUGAAAGACCUUCAGGCAGCUAUGACAUUCAAACAGAUGCAAUACUCCAUUUACAUAUCACUCAUAGAUUUAUUGCACUCAUCACUUCAGGGUUGCAGGACAAGAGCUGCUGCCUGGUAUUAUCCUGGAAGGAUUACAUUACAUUGGUGGGAUCAAUGUUGGUCCAUGUGCUCUGAGUAUUUGGUGAUUACUUCAUGAAUAACAUACCAUUUGGUUGAUUCAUGUGACACAUUAUGUCAGAACUCUGUGACAAAAGGACGCCGUAUAAAUGGGGUGUAAAUACAAAGGGGCCGAUCCCUUUGUACAUUGUGUGUGUGUGUGUGUGUGUGUGUGUGUGUGUGUGGUGGUGGGGGGCAUCAUCGUGAAGUCCAGCUGGUAUACGUGAAUCUGUCCUCCAGGUCACUGUCCUCUGGGGAAUUCAACAUCCUUUGUCUCCGGGACUGGCGGACAGCAAUGUCUCUGCAAUGUUCACAUUAAUAAAUGUAGCUUUAAGACAUUUCCACCUG
This is a messenger RNA of Anarrhichthys ocellatus (wolf-eel), 2386 nucleotides long. RefSeq names its product dehydrogenase/reductase (SDR family) member 7Cb (gene dhrs7cb). Lineage: Eukaryota; Metazoa; Chordata; Actinopteri; Perciformes; Anarhichadidae. The coding region runs from base 120 to 1049 and encodes 309 amino acids. Gene Ontology annotation, molecular function: oxidoreductase activity, acting on the CH-OH group of donors, NAD or NADP as acceptor. The transcript is spliced from 7 exons. The record is from RefSeq and is a predicted model, not a curated record. Gene Ontology annotation, biological process: intracellular calcium ion homeostasis.